This is a messenger RNA of Protomyces lactucae-debilis, 986 nucleotides long. RefSeq lists its product as uncharacterized. Bases 423 to 722 code for a protein of 99 amino acids. NCBI's taxonomy places the organism in Eukaryota, Fungi, Ascomycota, Taphrinomycetes, Taphrinales, Protomycetaceae. The record is from RefSeq and is a predicted model, not a curated record. The transcript has a single exon.
GUUCGUUCUCGGGAACCUGUAUCUUGUGCUACGGAAUUCGCCGACCCACCAGAUGUCACGAUCUACAAGGACCACCCAGAGCUUACUGACAACUUUAUCGAGUUCUCCUAGCGACUUGACGAUGGCCAGCACUAUAUUUGCUUUCCAAUUACAUUCUUUGGGUGCUCGGACUUUUUGACAGUGGUGUGCACUUGUCUUGACUUCGAUAGCUGCAGCUUAGAGUAGUCGGUCAAAAUACUAGCAGUACUUUGUCCUCUGUCCCAUGGAUGGAGGAUCAUUUGUAUUUUCUGAUAUCGCUGUCAAAGUGAAGACUACGGGCGCUGUGACUCUAAGCCUUUCCUUUGUCCUCAUGUUUAGUCGUGUCAUCAGUCUCCGUGGACGCCCCAGUUUUCGAGAUCUAUUUCUCUCAAACAAGUCAAGCUAUGGCUAUCAGUCAUGGGCCUUGCUCUAGCUUGAGUAGUCGUCGCAGGCGUAGCAGCUGGUCUAACGUGUGCGGCUGCUCGCCCAAUUCGCAACUGCCUUCGUCAUCGUAUGCGCUCGAAUCGGGACAACACCAGCAGCAGGCCCUUGGCGGAGCUGCACCAGGCGGGUAUGGUCAGCAACAGAGAACACCUUGUCAAAAAUAUGGUCAGCAGCCACAGCAACAGCCUGGUCAGUAUGGCCAGCCAUCUCCUGGGCGACUCUGUGUCAGUUCAGGAUUUGUCUACACCUCUUCUUCAUAGCAGCUCGACAUUUUCCGACAGCCCCGUAUCCAAUGUAAGUAGCCGCUAUGCAGCUAUUGAGUAGCUUCCAAUGUGUUAUUUCGCUCAUAUGCAUACGACUUGCACGGCCGCCACCAAUUUAUUAUUUGCGGCUCUCGAAUGGUCACGCAUGUGGAAGACAGCUCAGUGAUUAGGUAAACACAAGACAUCUGACCUCAUCUUUGCUGUUAGCCAAUCCGACUGCAAAAUCAAUCGUAUCGCGCCCGGCGCCGAGCAGGCUAUUGG